Molecule: messenger RNA, 1053 nt
Organism: Trichoderma harzianum CBS 226.95
Lineage: Eukaryota; Fungi; Ascomycota; Sordariomycetes; Hypocreales; Hypocreaceae
Exons: 1
Coding region: 160-729 (189 amino acids)
Source: RefSeq, a predicted model, not a curated record
UGGAAGCGGCAUGAACAACUAGGGUGCCAUAUUUUUGCAUUUACGUGUAGAAACUCGAGAAACAUGCGUGAUACGCGUGAGAGCUAGGGGCCCAAGGAUGCAAAUGGCAAGAUUCGGCCGUGUGACAGCGGGUGGUGUUACCCGGUCCUGGGUCGAUGUAUGUAUGGACAAGUACUUGUACCACCUGUGCGAGCUGACGAGCCUCCAUGGUAUCUCACCACGUUUGGCGGAGCUGCUCGAUGCUUUCUGCUGGUGGUUAGGAGACGAAGCUGCUGUUGUGUACGUAACACAAAGAAGCGAACCUUGUAUGCAUCAAUUGAGUCGUGUCGUGUACCUGGGAGUAGUACGAGUACAGACACCCAGGCAAGGUACCCCCUCCGGUGGCUUCGAUUACAAACUCAUCCACCAUUUACGUGUAUUUUUUUCUCUUCUCUUUUCCAAUCACCAUCCAAACUGAAUCUCAUCCUCGUACUGUAUACUGUAUUAUCCUGCAUGUGCUGUACGCUUCUGCUUCUGGACUUUUGCAUCGUCCUCCCCUCCUCGACAACCCACAAAAUACAUCCUGAUCUAAUCCAAUCCCCAACAUCCAACGCCGCUUUCCCCAGCUCCGAUCCCUGGACCUGGAGAUACAGACAAACCAACCUCGGAGGGGUGGUGGGGGAACAGAAACAGCCUUUUGGGCUUGGACCUUCUUGGGGGUCAGGGGUGUCGGUGUCUAUGGUACAUUGACAUGUACAAAGUGCCGGAUGGGGCAGUACUCGGAGCGGUACCUUGGGCCAUGUACAUGCAAGCACAGACACAGACUACAAGGUACACACAACUACACACAACUGCAGCAUCUCCUCAUCCCGCAUGCGACUUACACGCGCUUCCUGGCUUGUACAUGUGCCUCUGCGCAUCCCGGAAGCGUCAGUACCAGCUACUCGUCCCGCGAGAGCCACUCAUGGGCGUGUCGUGUACUCGAUACCCCGGAUCCUGGCGAUCCUGGAGCCCCGGCCGUGGCUUGCCCCGAGCAACUCUCCUGCCUUGCUGCUUGCCCAUGGAGAAUCCCAG